Molecule: messenger RNA, 717 nt
Organism: Moesziomyces aphidis
Lineage: Eukaryota; Fungi; Basidiomycota; Ustilaginomycetes; Ustilaginales; Ustilaginaceae
Source: the annotation of a GenBank genome assembly
AUGGGAAACUCUUCUAACCCCGCUCACAAGGCCGGCGUGGCCCGUUCUGGUUCGUAUCCAUCGCCUACCGACCCUUGUCGCCGCCAGCAUUUCAGUCGCUUCGGAAGAAACACGCAUCAGCAUCCGCCAACAGUCGCUGUCAGCAUCUCCAACUACAUGAGGCGCAUCCGUCCGCACGCACUCGCCAGGAUCGAAGAGACUGGAAGCACGGAAAUGGUCGUGUCGACACGGCUGGGGAGUACCGUCGGGUUUCGUCAGGAUGUCGUUGCAGAUGUUGCCUCGUGCAAGUGCAAGAGUCCUGCCGCCAUACGAUUGUGGACAGGUGCAGUUGGCGCACAAGCAUGCCGCCAGGAUCAGGCGCCAUGGAUCAUCGCCGGACUUGUGCAGGAGUAUUGGCCGACCAUCAGCGACGCAGUCUCGCUUCGUCUCGUCUGGGGCAUCAACCGCGGUCACCAGACUGAGCGCCGAGUUCUUGCUCCCCGUCCCUCGAACCGCAAGGGUCGCCAGGGCGAGCGCGUCAAGGUGAUCCGCUCGGUCGUGCGCGAGGUUGCCGGCUUCGCUCCCUACGAGCGCCGCGCCAUGGAGCUCAUCCGCAACUCCAAGGACAAGCGUGCACGCAAGUUCAUCAAGCGCCGCGUGGGUACCCUGCGCCGUGCCAAGAACAAGAUGGAGAGCCUCACCAACGUGAUUGCCGAGCAGCGCCGCGCCGGUCACUAA